Molecule: messenger RNA, 1277 nt
Organism: Ipomoea triloba (trilobed morning glory)
Lineage: Eukaryota; Viridiplantae; Streptophyta; Magnoliopsida; Solanales; Convolvulaceae
Product: cinnamoyl-CoA reductase-like SNL6
Exons: 5
Coding region: 72-1028 (318 amino acids)
Biological process (GO): steroid biosynthetic process
Molecular function (GO): 3-beta-hydroxy-Delta5-steroid dehydrogenase (NAD+) activity
Source: RefSeq, a predicted model, not a curated record
ACACACACACCAUAACACCAUUUUCUUCACGGGUAAAGAGUUUUUAAUUUCCCAAAUUGAGUUUCCAGAAAAUGGGUGGAAAAUAUGAAGAAGAAGCUGUUUUUGCAGGUGAAUUCACUGAGGAAAACAAUCAAACAGUUUGUGUUCUUGAUGCAUCCACCUUUGUGGGCUACUGGAUUCUGAAGAAACUGCUGGUUAAUGGCUACAAAGUUCAUGCAGCUGUCCAGAAGAAUGGAGAGAAAGAGAUAAUGAAGAAGAUCAAGGAUUUGGAGAGGACAGAGAAGGAGAGAGUGGUGGUAUAUAGUGUAGAUGUGUUGAAUUACAGAAGCAUUGUUGAUGCCCUUAAAGGCUGUUGUGGUCUUUUUUGUUGCCUUGACAGCCCAGAUGGCUAUGAUGAUGUAGUUGUAGAUUUGGAGGUUAGGGGGAUAAUCAAUGUGAUGGAGGCAUGUGCACAAAGUGAUAGCAUACACAAGAUUGUGUUCAGUUCAUCUCUAACUGCAGCUAUUUGGAGAGAAAACAUUUCCACCCUCAAAGAUGUUGAUGAAACAUCAUGGAGUAGUACAGAUUUCUGUCGAAAAACUAAGCUAUGGUAUGCACUGGCGAAAACGCUGUCUGAGCAGGCGGCCUGGGCGCUGGCAAUGGACAGAAUGCUGGACAUGGUGUCUAUAAACGCGGGCCUGGUUAUUGGCCAUGGCGUUUCGCAGCUGAGCCCUGUCCCGACGCUGUCGUAUCUUCAAGGCGCGGCAGAGAUGUUCGAGAACGGGCUGCUGGCGGUGGUUGAUGUCGAGUUUCUCGCGGAUGUUCAUGUUCGGGCGUUCGCUGAUCAUUCGACUUGUGGCAGGUACUUCUGCUUCAGCAGAAGUGUUACUACUGAGGAAGAAGCUGUGAAACUUGCACAGAGCUUGAGCCCCUUGAUACCCUUACCAGCUAAAAGGUACAAGUGGGAAGCUAAUGAAGUGUAUGGUGAGAGAUUAAGAACCAAGAAGUUGAGCAAGCUGGUUGAGGGCACAGCUGCCACUGCUUGUUAGCAUCCAAAGAAGAAAUGCAGAAAAGAAUCAAUUCCAAUAUUACUGGAAUACAAUGUAUUAUGAUGAUUGGUGGGUUAGUCCAUUUUCCUAUUAGCCCCAUUAUUGCCAUUAAAUAAUUAUCCUUUUGCUUUCGUUGGGUGUGUAUAUGUAAAAGUGAAAUGUAUUUUAUCAGUGCAAAAUUUUUUCAUCCGUGUAUGUAUACAAAAAUGGUGAGCAUUAUAUAAGGUGAUAGUUUUUGUCUAUGGUAAA